GUAUCGAGAAUGGUCCACCGCUUACGUAAACUCGUUUCGAAAUGAAGCCAUGUUGGGUGGACAACCAUCUGCAACUAACAUGGCACGCGCUGUUUUGCGCGCAAUACAUAGGCCGAAUGGAGGCAUUCCAACAACAGGUUUAAGAAUGGUGGACAAUAUUCCUAUAUGGGGGCAUAUCUUCAUUCUUGUGCGACAAGGAUAUUAUAAAGAAGCCCUGGAGGUAGCCAAAGGAUAUGAAAAUGUAUUUCCUCGGCAGGAUUUACACUUUGUGAAAUAUUUUGAACGAUUUAUUACCAAUAAUAACAGGCUUCCUUCUCAGGAUAGGCAAAGACUAGUAGCGGAAAUGAAGCAAUGGAACCCUUUAACUUUUCAAGAUAAAGAUCUAUAUAA
Molecule: messenger RNA, 390 nt
Organism: Racocetra persica
Lineage: Eukaryota; Fungi; Glomeromycota; Glomeromycetes; Diversisporales; Gigasporaceae
Source: the annotation of a GenBank genome assembly